AUGUUUAAGCAAGGGAUUCGAUUCUUUUCUACAUUAGGACCAGUGUUACGUCAGGUAGGUGGCGCACGUCCAGCAUGCGCACCUCAGGGAAGCAGAAGAGGACGUCAUAUUCAAAAGCCAAUGCAGGUAUUGAGACCACAUGUAAAGCUUGCAAGUUUACAAUUCUAUCAAGAAGAACAAGAUCGUCGUAAAAAAAGAAUCAUGAGAAGAAAAGAAAGAAGAUUAAAAAAGGAAAUCAUUAGAGAUGUUAAUAAAUUAAAACAACAUGAUGCAAAACAUAUUCCAUGUAAAGUAGAUCCAGUUUUAGGUGAUCCAAAAUGUGAGUUUAUCAGACGAAUUUUCCAAGAAGUUGAUAAUCCAGAAUCUCAUUUAGCUUAUGGUAUUGAUAGAGUUGAAUUUGAAAAAUUAUUAUAUGGGGCUGAAAAGGCAAAUGUAGAAAGUCAAACUGGAGGACAUUUAUCUCCAGAAAUGAUUCGUGCUAAUGAAGAAAAGAAAAAGAAAGCCUUGUUGACUAUUCUUAAUUUAAGAAAUACUAGUGCCAAAGAUAAGAAAGAUUACGCAAUUAAAUUAGCUCGUCAAGAAUUUCAAAGACGUCCAGGAGACUGUGGAUCACCUGAAGUUCAAGCAGCUAUUUUGACUGUAAAGAUUCAUUUCGGAAUGAGACAUGUUCAAGCCAACAAAAAAGAUUUCGAUACUAUUCAAAGUGUUAGAGAAGCUGUUCAAUAUAGACAACGUCUUUUGAAAUAUUUGAAACGAGUUGAUGCAAAGAAUUAUUUUUAUACACUUCAUAAGUUAGGUUUAACUGAUGAUGUUAUCAUGAGAGAAUUUAAUAUGGGUAGAGAAUAUCUUCAAGAAUAUAAGGUUUGGGGUGAUAAGGUCUUGAUCAAGAAAUCUGAUAAACAAUUGAAGAAACAAGAAAAAUUCAAUGCACUUAGGAAGAAAGUUCAAGCUUAUCAAGAAUUGGCUAAAGAGAACUUUGCUAAAUAUCAAGCGAAAUAUCCACAAAAGAAAGCACAGAAACCAACCAACCCUUAA
Messenger RNA from Hemisphaericaspora subhashii, 1035 nucleotides. RefSeq names its product mitochondrial 37S ribosomal protein uS15m. The coding region runs from base 1 to 1035 and encodes 344 amino acids. NCBI's taxonomy places the organism in Eukaryota, Fungi, Ascomycota, Pichiomycetes, Serinales, Debaryomycetaceae. Gene Ontology annotation, biological process: translation. Gene Ontology annotation, cellular component: ribosome. The transcript has a single exon. Gene Ontology annotation, molecular function: structural constituent of ribosome. The record is from RefSeq and is a predicted model, not a curated record.